Messenger RNA from Peronospora matthiolae, 1950 nucleotides. NCBI's taxonomy places the organism in Eukaryota, Oomycota, Peronosporomycetes, Peronosporales, Peronosporaceae. The record is from the annotation of a GenBank genome assembly.
AUGUCAGCACCGACGCCUUCCGGAGCGAGCGGGGCUGCCGUGGCUAACAAGAACUCGCCCCACCUCCACUCCGUCGCCAGCAGUCUCCGGUCGUGCCUUGAUGGGAUGUUGCCGGACAACUUGCGCAACGAUGGCUUGUCUUUCCAGCAACAUUUACUCCAGCAAAAAAGCCGAUUGCAGACGGAAAAAAACUCGUGGCGGUUCGGACUCAACUAUUUAUUUGAGACGCUCAAGCAACAUAAGGACUGGUACGCGCGCAACCAGCAGUUUGUCCAGCUGCGCAAAGAUGUGCGACGCUUCGAGACCCACGUGUCGACUGUGCGGACUAUUCUGGCUGAGAGUGUCAGUAAACUGGACCUGGAAGCGGGACUGCGAGGGGCCGAGCUGGAGGGACGCGUGGGAGCUUACAAGAUCAUGUUUGAGGUCACUAAGAUCGUGUCAAGUCUUAGCCGUCCGCUGGUUAAGCUGCAGAUUCUCAAGCCUAAUGAAGCAUCGCUGUCGAUUUACUGCGACACUUUUGUGCUGGACAUUGUGCUGUCGGGUGGAGACGGUGCCGUCGAAACGGCGUCGCUGACAACUGUCGAGAAAGACCAAUCCAGCCAGUUUCCGGAUAGGGAUGAAGACCUGCUGGCGUCGCUGAAGCUACUGGCUCAUGGCGAUAGUGCAAGCUUCACGGAAAAGCUGAACCGGUUGAUCAAUCGCGCUGAACUAGCGGUGAAGUUUCCAUCGAUGAGUUUCGAGCAGCUUGAGCUUGAACUUUUUACUAAGGCCACUGAGGCGUGCAACCACCAGCAAUAUUGGACAGUCAAGCGCGCAGUGGAGGGCGUGCGACUUUUGUUCAAAGACCCGUUCGUAUGCCUUCCUGUGGUUGAACCUCCACACAAACGCAUAAAGACUGACGACGAUACUCGGACGGGUGUUGCAUCUAGUGCUGCAAAUGCGGCAGCCGUUGACAGAAAUGAUAGAUCUGAUGGUGAUGUCGACGAGCCCAGCAUAUCCACGCACACAGAUGUUCUCUCUCCGCUAGCGAACGGCGAAUGGUCCGGAAGUAUUAGUUUCAUUGAAUGGCGUGGUGAUGUGGCGCUGCAUGUUGUUGCAGAUAUUCCACUCGUCAUGGCUGGCCAACAGGCUCGGAAACUGGCGCUCGUGAUAAUGCGCAAACAUGUUGAUGUGGCUGCGACAGCACCAAAAGACGUGCAUGAAGACGAACGGCUUUUUAACGAGUUUGUAAGCUGGACGACUCCUGAUGGCAAGAAACCAGUUUCCCCUCGGCUGCAUUUUGCACGAGACCACAGCAUGUGCUCAGUGUUUCCCUCACGGUCCUCGUUAGCGAUGCGUCAAGAAUACACCCUGACGACAAAAGAGAUAUCCGGUGGUCUCAAUCUGCAUUCAUUCCCGAUGCCGUUGGUGAACGCCUCAUUGGAUACGCUGGCCAACGUGUUUCAGAUAUGUGGACGAAGCUUAUUGUUCCACGCACUCUUGCUAUCUGCUUUCGGCUCCAGAUGUAACGUAUUCGGCCAACGCAUCUCGGCAGAAAACGAUGAUGCGGUGAACGCUCAUAUCAAAGUCGACGUGGCGGCGGCGGAGCGCAUUACGAUGAACACUGGAGACCUUUUGGGUGCGGGCAGGCAAGUGCUAAUUGAGCUGAACACGCAACCAGAUUGCUCGUUGGAACUCAGCGUGAAGUACCAGACGGAGGUAACGCCUGCACCUCCUCUCGAAAAUGCUGUCACCCUGCAAAAGUUGGUCGACACAUGCCAUUCGAUCCCCUUGCUUACGUAUUACGCGUUAAAGCGUGCGGUGCAAGUUGAGAAUGGUCCGUCUUCUGCUGCUGCUGCUGGUGCUAAUGGGGAAGACUGUGACGGCAUAGCGGCACUGGAAGGUGACUUAUCAGUCGCUAUGAAGAUGGAGGGAGAGAGCAUGCUGCUGGAUGAGAUGGAUAUGUUUUAG